Doryrhamphus excisus (bluestripe pipefish) is the source of this 6382-nucleotide messenger RNA. It is a transcript of the gene ncoa2, whose product is annotated as nuclear receptor coactivator 2. NCBI's taxonomy places the organism in Eukaryota, Metazoa, Chordata, Actinopteri, Syngnathiformes, Syngnathidae. Gene Ontology annotation, cellular component: nucleus. Gene Ontology annotation, biological process: positive regulation of transcription by RNA polymerase II; cellular response to hormone stimulus. Gene Ontology annotation, molecular function: nuclear receptor binding; protein dimerization activity. The record is from RefSeq and is a predicted model, not a curated record.
CUUUUUAACCGCUAAAGUCGCCAUGAUUGUCGUCCUGUCAAAAUCCAAAUAAUGAGUAAUACCGCGGAGCCCUGACAGCUACGCGGGGGUCGCUAGCGGACCGUGCGGGGACUAGCUUGCUCGCCCGAGCCCAGUGAUGUGCUUUGGUGUGGGGGAGGAAAAAGGGGGAGAAAAAAAAAGCCAGCUACCAGCCAGAUAAACACUCACAGCGGUGGCUUGCGGACUAGCAAGGAGUAACAUGGCGGCGGCACUGUUAGCCAGCACAAAUGUUGUUUCACUGCCGCGAAGGUCAGCCUUGUCUGUGACACACGGAAACUAACAGCGAGGAGUCGAGUGUUAAAUCCAAAGGGGAGAGAGAAGUGGAUGAUGCUUAGAGCUUUCCUGAUGUUGCCGUCUUGCAGCGAUGGCCUGAGGGACUCUGUGCACUGAAACCAAGAGGCUGAUAUGCUUUGAGGAUGAGUGGCGUCGGGGAAAGCUCAUCUGACCCUGCAAGGGCAGAGUUACGGAAACGUAAAGAAUGUUCGGCUGAACUUCUUGGACCCAGUCCCAAGCGGAGCAACGAGAAGCGCAACCGCGAGCACGAGAACAAAUACAUAGAAGAGCUAGCGGAGCUGAUCUUCGCCAACUUCAACGACAUUGACAACUUUAACGUCAAGCCCGACAAAUGUGCAAUCCUAAAGGAAACUGUGAAGCAGAUCAGACAGAUAAAGGAGCAAGAGAAAGCGGCCGCAGCCAAUGAGGAGGAGGUACAGAAGUCCGAUGUGUCAUCGACGGGCCAGAGUGUGAUUGACAAAGAUGCCUUGGGACCAAUGAUGCUGGAGGCCCUGGACGGUUUCUUCUUCGUGGUGAACAUGGAGGGCAACAUCGUAUUUGUGUCUGAGAACGUGACCCAGUAUCUGCACUACAACCAGGAGGAGCUGAUGAACACCAGCGUCUACAGCGUGCUGCACGUCGGGGAUCACGCCGAGUUCAUUAAGAACCUGCUGCCCAAAUCCCUCGUGAACGGCGUGCCCUGGUCCAGCGAGGGUCCGAGACGAAACAGUCACACCUUCAACUGCCGCAUGCUGGUGAACCCCCACAGCGAGAACCAGGACGAGCAGCACGAGCACGAGCAGCAGCAGCAGCAGAAAUACGAGACCAUGCAAUGCUUCGCCGUCUCGGAACCCAAGUCCAUCAAGGAGGAAGGAGACGAUUUCCAGUCGUGCCUGAUCUGCGUGGCUCGCAGGGUCCCCAUGAAGGAGAGACCCAUGCUUUCGACACAUGAGAGCUUCACCACACGCCAAGACCUACAAGGGAAGAUAACAUCCCUGGAUACCAGUCUGCUACGGGCCUCCAUGAAGCCAGGCUGGGAGGACCUGGUGCGGCGUUGCAUCCAGCGUUUCCACCUGCAGAACGACGGAGAAAUGUCCUUCGCCAAACGCCAUCAGCAGGAAGUGCUGCGCCACGGCCAGGCAUUCAGCCCCAUCUACCGCUUUUCCCUCUCGGACGGAACCAUUGUGUCAGCCCACACGAAGAGCAAAUUGGUGCGCUCGCAUGCCACCAACGAACCUCAGCUCUACAUGUCUCUGCACAUUCUGCAGAGGGAGCAGACAGUAUGCGGAAUGGGCCAGGACAUGGGUCCUGGCACUCAGGCCACAGGGAUGGCUCCCAAGCCAAUGAACUCCUCCACUCCCUCCAUGACCCCCCCAACACCGGGCAGUUUGCCAGGCUCGGGACCUCAGGGCCAGGACACGACCAUCAGCAGCAACAGCACGCCUUUCUCCCCUCCGGGCCCCGCCGGCCCCAGAGAACCAGCCGCCUUAGGGGGGGGACACAUGCAGGCCUACCGUCAAGGCUGCCCCCAACCACACAGCCACACCGGAGGAAUGCAACCUCCCCAGCAGGGCCAGAACUGGAGAAUAAACAGUCCCUCUCGUGCCAGUCCCAGCCCGGCCGGUGGACCCCAUGCGCCUCAGCAGAACUCGAUGCUCUCCCCCAGGCAUCGUGGGAGUCCUGGCGGGGCAGGAAGCCCACGUGUAGCAGGAGGGCUCCACUCGCCGUCCCCGGUGGGGAUGUGCGGGGGUGGGCCUGGUGGUGCAGGUGGUAGCGCAAUAAGCACCCACGCCAACAGCUACACGAGCAGUUCCCUGUCAGCCUUGCAGGUUCUAAGCGAGUGCCAUGGUGUAGGACACGGGCACGGCCCCCCUCAUGCACACACACUGGGGUCGCCAGAUCGGAGGAUAGGCUCUCCGGCAAGUGUCACACCCGGAUCCGGUGUAAACACUCAUCUCAUGUCAAAACUCGGCGCAGGGGGAACUAGCGGUACAGCGGAUUCGUUUGGGCCUCAUACAGAAGCGGGGCAAGGGGGGCACACCCCAGGUCAAACAGAAAGCAACAUUGUUGAACCUAAGGACGAGAGGGAGGGGCCACUUGAGGGCCACGAUGCUCACAGUCGUCUCCAUGACAACAAGGGACACACUAAGUUACUACAACUUCUCACUACAAAACCAGAGCCUCUGGAGACCCCCUUGUCUCCGACUGCAGGAGGCGAUGGGAAGGACCAGGCUGGGACUGGGGUCCGAGGUGGUCAUUCUGGAGGAAGUACUCACACCACCUCUCUUAGAGAAAAACACAAAAUCCUCCACCAACUCCUUCAGAACAGCACGUCUCCCGUGGACCUGGCUAAGCUCACCGCGGAGGCCACCGGUAAGGAGCUGGGGCAGGAGCAAGGCCAAGGUGCUUCUGGGGGAGAAAUCACCCCAAAACAGGAACCCUUGAGCCCCAAGAAGAAGGACAAUGCUCUACUCCGCUACCUCCUGGAUAAGGAUGACACGGCGCUGAAGGACAAGGUUCCUAAGCUGGAGCCGGGCGAGGUGAAGGUGGAAGUCGGGAAACAUCCGCUUGUUAAAACGGAGAAACAAGAUGUCGGAUACGACCAAGCUGAGCAGUCGUCGGAGCUGGACGACAUCUUGAAUGACCUGCAGAGUGCUCAGCCGCAGCUCUUUUGUGAGCCCCGGCCCGUGUCGCUGCCCAGCCCCAUGGACAAACAGAACAUCAUCAAUGACUUCCUGCAGAUGUCCGAGAGCAAUCCCGCUGUCGCGGCGCAACAGCAGCACAGGAGCGUUGGCGUUGGCGGCGGCGGUGGCGGUGUUGGCGGCGGCAUGGGUCCAACUAAUUUCGGGGGUGUCCGACCGGGUCAACCAGGCAGGGGUGUGCCGGUACGGAGCGUCUCUCUGGAUAUGAACACGUCCCCGCAGUACCCCAUCAGGACCACAAGCCCGUACACCCUCAUGCAACAGCAACAACAGCAGCAGCAACCGCAGCAGCAAGGCAUUGUGGGAGGCCACGGCAUCAUGGCUAAUCAGGCCAACAUGGUCGCCACAGGGCUCAUGGGUCCAGGCGGGCCUCGGCCGGGCAUGCAGCAGCAGGAAAGCUGGGCAGGCUCGGGUUCGGCUCCUCCACUCGGAACCCCCGGCCCCGCGCAGCCGGGUUCCAUGCAGGGCAGAAUGGGCCCCAACGGUGGUGCGCCCAUGAGACCCGGCAGCCAACCACCAGGGCCCCGGCAAAUGCUCCAGUCAUCGAUGAUGCCCACUGCCCAACCUGACAUGGACAUCAGUAUGGUGGGCCAUUUCUCGCAGCAGCAGGCUCCGCCCAAUCAGACGGCGCCAUGGCCAGACAGCAUGAUGCCCAUUGACCAGACGGCUUUUGUGAGCCAGAACAGGCCGCUUCACUCAACGCCUCAAGAUGACCUCCUGUGUAAUAUGGGCCUCAGUAGCGGCGACGGCAGCGCGGUGGAUGAGGGUGCACUCAUGUCCCAACUCUACACCGCACUAAAGGAUUUUGACGGCCUUGAAGAACUUGACCGCGCCCUCGGCAUCCCUGCUCUGAUAGAACAGAACCAGACACUAGACCAGGACCAGUUCCCGCAGGACCCGUCCAUGAUGUUGGACCAGAAGCCCCCCAUGUACGCACAGCAGUUCGGUUCGCCUCAGUCCCACAUGGCCCAGAGGGGCUACCCAGGGGCACCCAUGCAGGAGACGGGAUUCCAUCCCAUGUCUGGUCAGAUGGGUCCUCGGCCAGGUUACCCCAUGAUGAGGAUGCAGGCCCGGCCCGGACUCAGGCCUGGGGGUGUCGGCCCCAACCAGCCUAACACGCUACGGCUACAGCUUCAGCACCGACUCCAGUCACAGCAAAACCGACAGCCAAUGAUGACUCAGAUGAGCAGCGUUUCUAACGUCAAUCUACCGCUCAGAUCCAACGCUCCAAACCAGGGGACCAUCAACGCUCAGAUGUUGGCGCAGCGUCAGCGGGAACUCCUGAGCAACCACCUGAGACAGCGACAGCAGCAGCAGCAGCAGGUCCAGCAAGCCCAGCAGGUCCAGCAGCAGCAGCAGCAGCAGAGGAGCAUGGCCAUGCGGGCCCAGGGACUCAACCUGCCGCCCAACAUGAGUAACCCGCGGAUCCCCCAGACCAACCCCCAGCAGUUCCCCUACCCGCCCAGCUACGGUACCGGUACAGGCCUGGCCUCGCCACCUCCGCCUACCAGCCCCUUCUCCUCCCCUCUCUCCCCCAGCCUGUCGUCUCUUCCCUCCAACCCCCAGCUCCACUUGCAUGGCACCUCCUCCUCUUCCUCCACCUCCUCCUCCUCCCAGAUGAUGAUGGGAAACACAAAUAUGAUGGGCGGACAGUACGGGGCCGUACUCAGCCCCCAAAUGCAGCACAGUGCCUUUCAGUUUCCCAACUCAGGUAUGAACCAACAGGCAGACGGAGGCUUUGGUGGUCCUGGUGCACCGCAGAGCCCCCUGCUGUCUCCCCGCAUGGCCCACGCACAGUCCCCGAUGAUGCAGCAAGGCCAGGGGAACGCCUCUUUCCAAGCCUCGCCUGAUAUUAACGGCUGGCCGCAGGGCAGCAUGGGAGGGAACAGUAUGUUCUCCCAGCAGCAGACGUCCCCCCAGUUCACCCAGCAGCAGAAUAACGGCAGCAUGUACAACGGCAGCGGCAUGAACCUGAACAAUGUCCCCAUGGUCACCAGCAGCAUGGGUCAGAUGGCCGGACAGAUGAGCGUCACGUCCAUGGCCUCGCCCGGCUUGCCCUCCAUGGGACAAGAACAGAAAUACUGUUGACCCCCAUUGAGUUGUCUACCCUAACCCCCGGACCUCAGCGAUCAGCUGGAGCAAAAAUUGUAUACAAACACGUAAGCCCGCCCCCCCACCUCUCCCAUGUUCAAGGUUCACCCCCCCCCCCCCCCUUUUUCCGCCUGUCCGGCUGCAUUCACCGUAGUGUGACUUACUGUAGGCCCGGGUUCUUCAUGAAUGUAUCCUCUCAGCGGACUGCGGCCAUUUACAAUCUCGUCUCAAAAAAAAAAAAAAAAAAAAAAAAAAAACAUUGGCGUCCCCCCCCCUUACCCCACGUCUAAGUUAGAAAUUACGCAAAAACUUUUAGCCGGUUUUGCCUUUUUUUUUUUUUUUUUUUUAAGCUCUUCUUUUUUUUCUAUAUUAUUGUUACUUACUCGCGGGUGUCGGGACAGGAAGUUGAUCUUGAAAAAAAAAAACACUGCAGAAGAAGAGUAGAAGAGUAAGAGUGAUGUGAGGUUUAUAUAGUGUAUUAAAUUAAGUUUUAUUUUUCUGUAUAGAUUUAAUGAAUAAUUCCUGUAGAUGGCUUUAUUAUCCUCGUAGCAUCCGAGAAGAGAAUAUUCUUUAAAAAAAAAAAAAAAAGUGUUGCGAAAAAAGGCACUUUUUUUUACAUGAAUUUUAAUAUUCUUUCUGAGAAGACUCGUCUGUGAACCUAAAUAUUUGGGUCCGAUCCUUUCAGAAAAAAAUUAAUUGAAAGAUGAAUUGUACAUAACGAUAAUAAGUAAAAGCUUUUUUUUUUUCUCUAUUUAUUUGAUUUUUUUUUCUUCCCGGUACGAUGCAGACUGGGUAUGUGUGUGUGUGUGUGUGUGUGUGUGUGUGUGUGUGUGACAUUGGGAAGUGUUGCUGUGUAUACAGUGUACAGAUAUCGCUUUGCUUCUCUGCCUUUAGCAUAGAACACCACCAAACAGGAAAAAAAAAAAAACUAAAAAAAAAAAAACCAAGAUAACACAGCCAUAAAUAACUUUUAAAAGUGUGCUUUCUAUGUUGUAUGGAGUGAAAAACGCUUUCUACAAGCUGCUAGGUGCAAACUGUUUCUGGUGUGAUGUAAACAAGCAAUAACUUGAGAAUCUUGGGGUUAUUAUUAUUAUUAUUUUUUUUUUUGUAAUUUUUUUGUAUAUAAUAAUAAUAAAAAGGACACCUUUUUGCGCCACGUUUUUUGGAUGCAGUAUUAAAUACCGUUUUGGUUUGUUUUUUUAAUUGCAGUUUGUACCAAGAACUACACACACACACACACACACUGAAUUUUAGAUUAUGCAGCAAGGCGCCCCCCC